UAGUAGCAGCCCUACUUGUAGCUGGCCUAGGUCCGCCUUGUACGUGUACUAGAGCCAGUAGAGGGCCCAACCGCUACCUGCCUGCUCGUAGUGACACGAUAGACGACUCAUCGUGAUUGUGACAGUGCGAUGCAUAGUCGUUGAUUUUUGAAUGGCCUGAAAUAUUACUUCCUCUCGAGAUCGCCACUUCAGACUCCAGGCAGUGGUAGCAGCAGUAGCAGCAUGGAGGAUUGGGUCUUGUCGUGUCGUGUGUCGCAAACAAAAUUACGGCAGGAUAAACCUGUGACGAUCGGACGAGAAGGAUGCGACAUUCCCAUCAAGACUGGAGUGGAGCCAAAGCAUGCUGCAGUGUAUUACAACCUGGCUGACAAGACAUUCUACUUGAAGGAUCUUGCAGGCACAACUGGUGAUGGAGUAUUUGUGAAUGGCAUCAAAGUGGAAGAUUCUGCAGCUCUAAGCCUCAAUGACAGGCUGCGCUUUGGCUACAGCCACACAACAUACACCAUCGAGUUGGCACCAUCUGCUUUCAACACCGUCCAACUGCAGCUGGAGAACUUACGAGCGCCUGAUCUAAACCAGUCACACGGUCACAUCAAUGCAUCAAGCCCCGUUCCGGCAGCGUCUUCCCCGCUCAGUUCUGCUCAAAGUACUCACACUUCUCUAACCGAGACUGUGAAGAGAUCGCUGUCCUCCACACCAGUACCGCCGUACGCCGCAUCGGUUCUCUCGCAGGCCAGCAGUACACCAGUGCAGCUCACUUCCGCCGUACAGAGAUACACUGCAGCUGAGGCGAAUUCCCCACAGCCAAUGACUGACACAUCGGUGUUGCUGACUGACAGGAAUGAACUCAGCUCAAUCCCAGUGACCAGCAGUAAAGAAAGCCAUCAAAACGGUGCCUCUGCAAAUAGUUGCAGUGCAUUGUAUGGCGUGCCAGAUUGGUGGGGACAGGGAGAGAGCAACGUGGCAGAAAUCCACAGCGUUCAACGAAAGCCGGUACAUGUCGCCAGCGGUGGUGACACCUCUUCCAGCAGCCAGUCCCGUCAUCGGUCUGUUCGUGGCCGGUCCAACACGAUAUCUGCGGACAAGGCCGAGACAAGCAAGCACUCCUCUACUCUGAAACUUCCUGCACGUGCUGGCAGUUGUCGCCGCUCAGCAACCCCUGAUGCACCGGCAAAGAGAGCUAGCGGCAAUGAUCUUUCUUCAGCAUCAAUGAGGCGCACAAGCAGCCUCAGGUUGUCCAAGGAGGACAGGCCGAAUCCGCAAAACCUGAAACACAAACGUGCAGAAUCUACCGAUGUAGAGGCGUCUAAGACUGUCAAGGUGCCAUCCACUGAAAAGUCUGCAGCCAAGCGGCAAGCCAGUCCCGCACCACUCCGUGAGAACGCCACAGUAGCAUUGCGGCGGGCAGCCAGCGCCAAGAAAGCGGCCGCCAGGGAUGCUGAAGUUGCUGCGGCGGCUGCAGCACAAGAGCGGCGUACAUCUGGAACACGAGCAUCGCGCAAGUCACGGGCCACGUCGGUCCGGGCAACCUCGGAUGCCAGCAGCACAGCCAGCCAGUCCUACUCACCCAAACCAGCACGCUUACCAUCACCCAUGGAGGACACACACAAAGCUGGUAAUGGCAGCAAAGGAGUGGACUCUGCAAACAAACAGAAGGUGCCAAGCCGCUCUGCUUCGAUCAAGCUGCCAUCCUCAAACUCUUCGUUGCCUGCCAGUUCAUCACCCAGCACCAGGGUGAAGUCACAGGCAGAAAAGCGCUCUCCGCGUCACCCUCUGCGUGCCGUACCUCUACAGUCGUCUUCUUCAUCUUCACUGUCCUCCUCCUCGCCAUCACCAGCAACAAAGCGACACAGUGCAGAGCUGGCCCCAGCACCCGCAGCUGCAGCGGUUAAGCCACGUGCACGGUCUCCAUGGAGAUCGAUAAGAGAUCAAGCACGUAAGAACAUCAACACUCAGGCAAGCGCCACAGCUGACUCGGCGGAUAUCAUAUUCAUGACCUCGCCGGCAGCAGCAGAGCAUGGUCCAGCAUCAACAUCACACGGCGAACAAAUCGAGGAUAAAGGUGCUGCUGCUGCUGUGACCACUCAGUCAGAAUCAUUGCAGAGUGAUGUGCCAGACAAUGAUACAGCCAUGCAAGGCAACGGCAGUGAUGUUUGGCAAACCGGCUCAGAUCAAGACUCGUUGGCCAGCAAUGCAGCCGUCGGUAGCGGUUCAGCCGGUGACCUGCAGCUAUCCGUGUCUGAACUCAGCCUAUCGGCAGUCAGCUCCAAUACAUCCGUGGAGUCCGCAAGCCUGGAUCCUUCCCCUACCAGUGAAGCAAUUGAGGAGCCUGCUGCAUCCAUUCAGGUAGCUCCAGCAGCAGCAGCAGCAGCAUCUCAGCUACCGCCUCCAAACAGAAAGCUGGCCUUUUUGACCGAGGUGGAUGAUGAUGUUGAUGGCGGGGUUUGUACAGUCUGCAGUGGCAUGCCGCAGUCUACCUGCACAUGUAGUGGGGGUGCUGCUAGCCGAGAUCAAGCACUGCUGCCAGUACAGCAACAUGCCAGAAGUUCACCGCAUCAGCCUGCAGGUGCUGUUGACGGACCGGCACCAUGUCUGGCAGAGAACGAACUUCUAGGAGUGGAUACGGUGUCCGAUUUGGCUAGUGAAGACUCGUCAGCAUUGGUCAGCUUGGCACCGUCACGUCGACAGUGGAACAAGAUGGAGAAAAUGGAUGGUCUCAUUGUGUCGUCGCUGCUAGUGCUGUCCGAUCGGCUGCAGGAUGCAUCAGUGGAUAUGUGUGCACAUGCAAGGGAGGUGAGGGAUUGGCAAAGGCAGCAGGAUCAUGGAUCAGACUCCCGAAUGACGCCCAUCAACGGGGACGCGCAGUCGGAUCGAAUAGAUCAGAUAUUCAACGGUGUAUCUCCGUUCCCCGACAGUACCCUGUAUCCACCGUGGGGCGCUGAACACCAGGUUUGAGUUAUACCCAAGAGUCUGCUGUGUCUGAGUCAUGUGUUGCCGCGUGACGAAUACUUGCCAUGAUAGUCAUUAGUCGGAUGCCUACCUGCUCAAUGUUGUUAUUGCAGGCUAAUUGUUGAUCUGUGUGUUGCAAGGCACAUGCGCGAUUGAUUAUGUGUAUGGGCCGGAUGACUAGCCCCAUGUGUGCCGUCACAUGAUGGCAGAUGAUUAUAUUCCUACAUAGAUAACCGUCCACAUAGCCAUGGACAUGCUGAGCCUCGGUGUCGGGUGGUGUUCGGCUGGUGGAAUUUCCUGCAAAUUUCUCCUUUGCGUGGAAUUGAUGGCUAAGCAGUCAAGUCUUAUCUUGAGGAUUAUCUUCAUAACCCUUACUGCUUUCUGAGCUGUUACCAUGUGUAGCCUUGAUGAUCCAAUGGUUGGAGGGGGAGAGAGCC
Sycon ciliatum is the source of this 3386-nucleotide messenger RNA. Its product is annotated as mucin-17-like. Lineage: Eukaryota; Metazoa; Porifera; Calcarea; Leucosolenida; Sycettidae. The coding region runs from base 223 to 2955 and encodes 910 amino acids. Gene Ontology annotation, molecular function: protein binding. The transcript is spliced from 10 exons. The record is from RefSeq and is a predicted model, not a curated record.